This is a messenger RNA of Musa acuminata AAA Group (dessert banana), 1488 nucleotides long. RefSeq names its product protein JASON-like. The record is from RefSeq and is a predicted model, not a curated record. NCBI's taxonomy places the organism in Eukaryota, Viridiplantae, Streptophyta, Magnoliopsida, Zingiberales, Musaceae. Bases 1 to 1152 code for a protein of 383 amino acids. The transcript has 5 exons. Gene Ontology annotation, biological process: male meiosis II.
AUGAAGCCUGAUUUCUUAAAGGUUUCUGGUGCUCUUCUGCGAACUCCAGAAGAAAUUCAAAAAGCAUCACGAAUUGAAACCGCUCAAGCUCCUGCUAAGGAAGGUCUAUCUUCCAAUCAUGUCUCAAAACUUCCCGGUGCUUCUUGUAAGGAACUUCUCUGUGAUGAAAAAUAUAAGGUUUCCAGAUGUCCGUCACAGGAGCAAGAGAAUGCUGGUAUUUCACAAAGCAAUACCGAGUGCUUUACAUUCAAGGGCCACCAAACUCCACAGUGCUGCGAAUAUUCUUUACCUUCAGUAAAUCAGAAUUUUGAAAGUGUACAAAAUGAAUAUACUGUUGAACCAAAAUUGGACGGUCAUACCGCAGACAUCCUUCCAUCUCAGCAUGAGCAGCCAUUUGCUUCAAAAAAUUUACCCUUUCCUACUCCAGUGGAAGUGACUGAUGAGAUGGAGACUUCUGCAACUGUUUAUCCGACCAAUCUAGAGAACACUAAAAAUGAGAAAAAUACUAGGAUUGGAACACAGUAUAUAUUUCCAAUUCUCAAUCCUGUGGAAAAUCUUUCCAGGCAGAAAUUAUUGAAUGAAGAUUCAUCAGAACCAUUACAAUCAUAUGACAGUUCUGAUCAUAAAACAAAUAAUAUUCCUGAUGCUGGAGAGAAGAUUCAACAGAUGUCACUUGUAACAGAUCCCGAGGAAGCUGAAUUGUCUGGCACCCCGAGGUACACAUCUCCAAGCAGAUUGGAGACACCCAGAGAUAAGACACUAUUGAGACCAGAGUACCCAGAUUUAGUAACCACAAGCUUAUCUCAAUGGUUGAAACCUCCUAUCGCUAAAGAUGAACACAAUGAGAUUAAGGAAAAAUCCCACUCAGGAAAGAGUUCUUAUGAAGACAGGCCUAUCCUUGGCAUGGUUGCAGCACACUGGAAAGAGGAAGAACCUGGACAUAAAUCACCAAAAGAGUGGGAUGGAAAUGGAAUUCCAAACUCAACAAACAAGUACAAAGAGCAGGAUCAGAAAGUGAGCUGGCAUGCAACACCAUUCGAAGAAAGACUAGAGAAGGCACUCUCUGAUGAAAAUUCCUUGCCAAAAAGGAAGUUUGUACCUGGAAAGCGAGUAGAGUUUGAGGAUGAACUAAGUGAUACAGCAGCAUCUUAGAACAAUCCAGAUAUUCUUUUUUGAGGGAACAAUCAAACUUCUCUCUCUGUACACUUGUUUGAUUUCAAUCUCCAUGAAGAAUUUUCUGCACUCCUGGAUUUGAAGUGAUGGUACUUUCCCAGAUUAUUCUUUUUUCCUGCUGGUGAGACCUACAUGAAUUGCAGCAUCUCAUCUCAAUCCCAUCAAUUGCUUGCCUUGUACACAAAAAAAAUUGUAAGCCAUGAUGUAAAUGUGGAUCCUCUCUACUUAUUAGAAGAGGCGUGCAUGUAUAUUUUCAAUGAUUAAUAUUAGAAUUUUUUUUAUAGUAAAUACCACAGAGAGUUCUAUGUAAAUAGG